CCCGUGUGCAGCUGAGAUAGGCUCCAGCAUCCCCCGCGUCCCUGAACAGGACAAGCGGUAGAAAAUGGAUGGAUGGAAUGUGAGUGUGAAUGGUUAUCUGUCUAUCUGUGUUGGUCCUGCUUGUCCAGGGUGUACCCUGCCUUCCGCCCGAGUGCAGCUGGGGUAGGCUCCAGUAAAUCCGGCGACCCUGAGAGGGACAAGCGGUAGAAAAAGGAUGGUGGAUGAAUGGCUUUAAAGAGAUGACGGCCUCUACUCCAAGGACGGUGUUGUCGCUGUACAUGCGGGUCUUUCGCGUCGCACGGACCUGGCAAGCGCACAGUGGAGUGGCGAGUGACACGCUGGCCGAGAGAAAAUAUAUACUUCAGGAGGCGCGCACUUUGUUCAGACAGAACCAGCACGUGAUGGAUCAAGAAACCAUAAAAAGCUGCAUUAAGGAAUGUGAAGCUCGGAUAGAAAUAGGUCUACAUUACAAGAAUCCAUACCCGAGAGCGACAUACCUCCCACCAAUGGGUCUGGCCACUCUGAAAGGCAGGAAGCUGCGAACACAGCAGCGCCUGAGGAAGCAGGCCAAGCCAAUUUACUUACAGUCACACGACGAGACCUGAUACCCUUCCAUCCACGCCGAGUCUUCCAGUUACCAAAGCAAAGGAAAAGCUAGAAUGCCAUCACAAGAUGGUCCAAUGGGGUUAAUGUGUCGCUGGCACCCACUGACCACUCUUUAUAAAGACACUUUUAUAUGAUCGUUUUGUUAUUAUAUAAACAUGUUUCUGUUUAAAACCAUGUCUAGGCAAAAUCUUUGUUUAUUUGUAUUUUUUUAUUUUAAGAAAACGAUAUCAAUCUGCAAAGCAGAUAAAUUGUAUUAAAAAGUUACGGGAAAAAUAGGCAAAUGGGUGGCUUUUAAUGUGUUAUGGAUGACUGAAAGGAAAAAAAAAAGUACUCGGGGUAACACGUUCAAAGCAUGAGAAUACAGUUGAAAUAUUACAAGAAUAAAGAUGUAACUUGGCCUGAAAAAAUAGAAUGAAGUCACCUUAUUACGCUAGAGAAACUAGUUUUACAACAAUGAAGUCAAUAUAUGAGCAUAAAUGUGUGCCUGAGUUGUGAAAUCACAACUUCAUUCAUACUUUACAAAUUAAUUAUUGUAGUAUUAACUUUUGUUUGGCAAUGUGUUUUAUCCUCACAAUGUUACAAGUCUGAAACUGUCAUGUAAUUUUUUUCACCACCUUAAUAGUUGUUUGUAUUGUGCUUUAUAUUUAAAAAAGUUACACAUUGCAGAUUCUUUACAAGAAAUGUUUGCAUAACAUGCACUGGAGCCCUGUUUCAGUUAUCGAAGCAGAAUAAAACAUGCUAAAACAAUAUUUG
Molecule: messenger RNA, 1359 nt
Organism: Entelurus aequoreus (snake pipefish)
Lineage: Eukaryota; Metazoa; Chordata; Actinopteri; Syngnathiformes; Syngnathidae
Gene: lyrm1
Product: LYR motif containing 1
Exons: 5
Coding region: 222-605 (127 amino acids)
Cellular component (GO): mitochondrion
Source: RefSeq, a predicted model, not a curated record